AUGACUUUUCUAUCGAAGUGUGCCAGGAAGUCCAGCUCUGGCAAGCAGAGUGUUGCUGGUUUGGAAAGUGUCGGUGCUAAAGAUAUCAAGCCAUGGCCGAACGAGAUCUCGAGCAGUGCCGGCUCGGCAAUCGGCGGCAGCAAGCUUCGGUGCCCCGCUCCCAUUUCUCGCCUUAAAGUCGAAAAAAUCGAGGGCGGCUUAAUGGUGGCGGGCGUCGUGGUGGCCGCCAACUGUCAAAUCAUCCUACCCAUCUUCGGAUUCCUCUUCUUAUUGGUCGGCUGUGUUUUAACCGCCGCAUCUUAUCGAGGACCGGGAGAAGACGAGGAUCCUGACCGGUACGAGGCUCGAAUCUCCUUCACCAGUAAUUCCAGAAUUUUAGGUCCGGCAUGCAUCGUCGUCGGUUUCUUUAUGCUCGUCGCCGGUUGCAUCUUAUGCGUCCUGACGCGACGAGCCAGAAGGAGAGAGCAAACCAUUGGAUUUCACUGUCCUUUGCACGGGGACUUUUAUCCCUUGAGUCCGUUGUCGAGUUCGAGAACGUUGGGGAGCAUCGAAAAAGGCAGGACGUGUUCUCUGUGUUGGCCUAGGAGGCGAGGCCCCGGUGCCAUAGCCGUGGGCCCGCCGCAAUGCCCCCAUAGUCAAAUGUCGAGCACGCGAAGUUCCAUUGCGAGCUCGCCGCACAGCCAGUGUCCCACGCCACUGCCUUUUCUGGUCAAUUCCGGAUCCGUAGGAGGAUUGGUUGCUCCGGUCGCUCAAAUGUCUCCCGAUCAGCCCUUCGGAUCAGUUAAAUCGUUGACAGGUGGGAGGGAGGUGGCGAGUUUUCCUUUAUCGAGGACACCGACACCACCACCACCGAAUCCAAAUUUUGACAGUCCAAAUCUAGUCCAAGUACCAGACGAACAGAAUCUGAUGGAAUCACAAUUCGAACACGUACCAGUGCACAGAAACGGUCCCAGGAAAUCGGUAUCGAUAGUGUUGCCGACAGAAGAGAAAGGAUGA
This is a messenger RNA of Psylliodes chrysocephalus, 996 nucleotides long. Lineage: Eukaryota; Metazoa; Arthropoda; Insecta; Coleoptera; Chrysomelidae. The record is from the annotation of a GenBank genome assembly.